AUGCUCUUCUCGCAUCACAUUCGCCUUCCUUGGACUUCUUUGCGAUCGCUCAGGUCGCCUCUCAAACCGUCAAGGUUCUUCUCCACCUCCCAUUCACGUUUCAACAUCGAAAUGGGGACUGUGGACACUAGCGCCCGCCUUUCGAAGCUGAGGCAGCUGAUGAAAGAGCACAAGGUGGAUGUGUACAUUUCACCCUCCGAAGACAGCCACCAGUCCGAGUACAUUGCCCCGUGUGAUGGUCGCCGAGAAUUCAUUUCGGGCUUUUCUGGUUCGGCCGGCACUGCGGUCAUCUCCCUGACGCAAGCGUCGCUAUCCACCGAUGGACGAUAUUUCAAUCAGGCUGCGAAGCAGCUUGAUAACAACUGGACACUACUGAAGCGCGGAAUCGAGGGUGUCCCGACUUGGCAGGAAUGGACAACCGAACAAGCCCAGGGCGGAAAGGCCGUCGGCGUGGAUCCGUCCUUGAUUACUGCCUCUGCCGCACGGAAACUGGCCGAGACCCUUGAGAAAAACGGAUCGACACUUGUGGGAAUCCAACAAAAUCUGAUUGACUUGGUUUGGGGUAAAGACCGCCCCGCGCGUCCGAGUGAAAAGGUGCGGGUGCACCCGGUGAAGUAUGCCGGUAGGACCUUCCAAGAUAAGAUCGCCGAUUUGCGCAAGGAACUGGAAGCAAAGAAACACGCAGGCUUUAUCAUAUCGACGCUGGAUGAAAUUGCCUGGCUGUUCAACCUGCGAGGAAGCGAUAUUCCCUAUAAUCCUGUGUUCUUCUCCUACGCCGUGAUCACUCCAACUACUGCAGAUCUUUACGUUGAUAGCGACAAGCUUACUCCUGAGGUGAAGGCUCAACUUGGUGACGAUGUGGUUAUCAAGCCAUAUGACUCCAUCUUUGCUGAUGCUCAGGCCCUGAGCAACGCUAGCAGCCAAUCCAAGGGUGAGGCACCCGCUAAGUUUUUGUUGUCCAACAAGGCUUCUUGGGCACUUAGCCUUAAUUUGGGGGGCGAGGACCAGGUUGAGGAGGUCCGUAGCCCGAUCGGAGACGCAAAGGCGAUCAAGAACGAGGCUGAAUUGGAGGGCAUGCGCGCCUGCCAUAUUCGGGACGGUGCUGCCUUGUCAGAGUAUUUCGCAUGGCUCGAGAAUGAGCUCGUUAACAAAAAGACUGUGUUAGAUGAAGUCGAUGCUGCGGAUAAGUUGGAGCUGAUUCGUUCCAAGCACGACCUUUUUGCUGGUCUUUCGUUUGACACUAUCUCAUCUACUGGACCUAACGGUGCGGUGAUCCACUACAAGCCGGAGAAGGGAAGCUGCUCGAUCAUUGAUCCCAACGCUAUCUAUCUCUGUGACUCUGGCUGCCAGUAUUUUGAUGGAACGACCGAUACUACUCGUACUUAUCACUUUGGCCAGCCCACUGAGUUUGAAAAGCGGGCGUUCACUCUUGUUCUCAAGGGCUGCAUUGGCAUCGAUACCGCAGUUUUCCCUAAGGGUACCAGCGGCUUUGCUAUUGAUGUUCUGGCUCGCCAGCAUCUGUGGAAGGAGGGAUUAGACUUCCUCCACGGGACCGGUCAUGGAGUCGGUUCCUACUUGAAUGUCCACGAGGGCCCUAUUGGCAUUGGUACUCGUGUCCAGUACACCGAAGUUCCCAUUGCCGCCGGAAACGUUAUCUCGGAUGAACCCGGAUACUAUGAGGACGGCAAAUUUGGAAUUCGUAUUGAGAACAUUAUCAUGGCACGCGAGGUCAACACUCCCAAUAAAUUUGGCGAUAAGCAAUGGCUGGGCUUUGAACACGUUACUAUGACGCCGAUUGGUCGCAACCUGAUCGAACCCUCAUUGUUGAGCGAUUCUGAGAUCAAGUGGGUGAAUGACUACCACGCAGAGGUUUGGGACAAGACACACCACUACUUCAACUCGGACGAGUUGACCCAGAAGUGGCUGGAGCGGGAGACCAAGCCAAUCUCCAAGUAA
Molecule: messenger RNA, 1956 nt
Organism: Penicillium longicatenatum
Lineage: Eukaryota; Fungi; Ascomycota; Eurotiomycetes; Eurotiales; Aspergillaceae
Gene: ampp
Product: aminopeptidase P
Exons: 9
Coding region: 1-1956 (651 amino acids)
Molecular function (GO): metalloaminopeptidase activity
Source: RefSeq, a predicted model, not a curated record